This is a messenger RNA of Hyla sarda, 3354 nucleotides long. It is a transcript of the gene GJD3, whose product is annotated as gap junction protein delta 3. Gene Ontology annotation, cellular component: connexin complex. Lineage: Eukaryota; Metazoa; Chordata; Amphibia; Anura; Hylidae. The record is from RefSeq and is a predicted model, not a curated record. The coding region runs from base 420 to 1373 and encodes 317 amino acids. Gene Ontology annotation, biological process: cell communication. The transcript is spliced from 7 exons.
CGGAAAUCCCGUCCCCGCAGCCAGCAAUACAAGGAUCAGAAUCCGCUGACAUAGUGAGGAGACGUCUGGGCAUCAAGUUCUGCAGGGAGAACAUUUAGCUGAAACAAGUCCCGGUGAUAGUCAAGACACUUCAACAAGUGGAAGAAAACAGGAGUACUUGGAGAAAGCCGUGUAAACCUAGAGAACACACAACUCCAUUAAGAUAUUGCCCUUCGUUGGCUCUGGACUGCCAAGUUGGUUUCCAUAAGGGAAAAUGAAGUGAAAGUUGUGCAGAGAGCUCCAGACUGUAAUGUGAAAGGCAACGUUUACUUCCAUAGAAAUGGAUUCCCUAAUAUGCAGUUUAGUCGCCGGUGUCCCCACCCUGUGAAGGGUGGACAGAGCUGUCCCUGAUGCCUCAGCAAGACAGUUGAGAGAUCUCCAUGCAAGCCAGACAAGAACAAGCAUCCAGAAUAAGAUUCGACAUGGGGGAGUGGGGCUUCCUGAGCUCGCUGUUAGAUGCAGUACAGGAGCACUCUCCCAUGGUGGGACGGUUCUGGCUGGUGGUGAUGCUGAUUUUCCGCAUACUGAUUCUGGCCACGGUGGGCAGCGAUAUGUUUGAAGAUGAACAGGAGGAAUUUGUGUGUAACACUUUGCAGCCUGGUUGUCGUCAGGUGUGCUACGACCAAGCUUUUCCCAUCUCGCACUACCGCUUCUGGGUCUUCCAUAUUGUGCUGCUGUCGGCUCCAGCAGUGCUCUUUGUCAUCUAUUCCAUGCACCAGAAUACCAAGAUAGGAAGAGAUGCAGAAGACGCGGCAGCUCAGCACGGACAGCAGACCAGCACCAGAACCAAGUUAAGGGCUGAGCAGCGGGGGCGCCACAUACGAACCUUCUACAUCAUCAAUGUGGUGAUGAGGAUACUGGCAGAGGUGGGUUUUUUGGUGGGACAGUGGCUUCUCUAUGGGUUUAAAGUCUCCCCAGAGUAUGCUUGUGUGCGUUUUCCCUGCCCAAAUAUAGUGGACUGUUUUGUAUCCAGACCCACAGAGAAGACCAUUUUUCUAAAUUUCUACUUUGUGGUGGGGAUCAUCUCUGCAGUUCUCAGUCUGUCUGAACUGCUGCACAUUCUGGUGAAAGGAAAAUGUCGCUCCCGGGAUGGUCUAGGACCUAGUCCACCUCCGGCCUAUGAGCGGGAUAACUGGUCCAACCGAGAGCACGAGAGGACAAACCAUCUUUUUUUACAGAGGCAAACCAAUGAUGAGCGUAGGGCCAGCGGUGCUGGUGGCCACCGACUAUCCAUUGCAUACCCUCCCGGCAGCGCUUACAAGCUGAAAGUGACUCCUAGCUCAGCCAUCAGCAGUAAGUCGUCCAGACUGAUCAAAGGGGACCUAACUGUAUAGAGUAGGUAUAAAAGUUGCAACAUAGGGGAGAGAUGACCGUCUGUAUCUGUGUAAAAAGGACUCAAAAAUAACUUGUACUUUAAAAAAAGCACCUUGGGUCAGGACUUGCUAUUAGCUUUAGAAUCUCAUUUUAUGACUUUUAUAGCUAGUGGAGGAGAUGGGUACAGGUCGAAAAGUAAGUGAACCUAAGAAGCUAACUACAGCACUAUAGACUUUGAGAGGACUGUGUACUAGAGCGGCCUCUACAAGAGGAGGAAAAUGUACUGUAUUCUGUAUGUCAGAAAAGGGGUGAUGUACCGAUGGUGGAGACAACAGACCAUGACGCAACUCUUCAUUUCAAGGGCAAAAUUAAAGAAGCACUCCAGGUUUUUUUCCUGCCCAUAUCAUGCACACUCACCACCACUAUUCCUACAGCGCCAUCUGUUUUAUUCCAACACAACUGCAUCUAUAUGUUUUAUUACUGUCAUGUGACCAGCAUACAGUCUAUCAGAAAAUCACAUGGCUUUAUCUGUCUCAGGAAGUGGUCAGUCAGGAUGACAGCAUCAUCUAUCAGAUCUCUCUGAUCAGCUCCGAGACCCGUUUCUGUUUCUGCUCUAUCUGUAUACUGCUGCUGCUAUAUGUAUGGGAUCAGGAUAUAUGGCAGUUAUACCCCUGCUCUGAGGCUGUGUUCACACGCUGCAUUUUCAACGCAUUUUUUCUGUUUUUACCAAAAUUGUCACAAACAUAGAGCUAUUUUUCCUUAAAAGUUCAAACUACAUGCAAAACAUGUCAUUUUUACAUUCAUUUUGGAAAAUUGCAGCAAAAGCAUGGUAAAAACUUGCAGAGAAUGCAGUGAGAAUUUUACAUGUGAGUACAGCCUAAAGGCUUUAAAUCUUCAUAAAACAGCUCAAUUGUGAUUUUAGGUCACAUCACCUUCUCCUUAUGGCUAGAUUUCUCUAAAAUAUGCACUUUGAAUAGGAAAACGCAUUACACCUGCACAUAAUGUGAACUGACACUGACCCACUUAUGAAUCUCAGCAGUUUAAGCUUCUGGAGCCUAGCCAAGAUGACAGAUCGAUCACCAGGUGAUCUCAUGAGAAGAACUGAGACUCUGCCCACUCUCUCUACAAAAUCAGAGGAUUCAUUAGAAUUGUAGCUAGCAUUAGGAAAUAAUUUCAGUGUGGAAAUACAAAUCAAUAUGGCAGAAAACCCAUACCUGCCAGAUCAGCCAAAACAGAUAAGCACAAGGUAUACACAAGAGCCUCUACAUUGUUCUCUUAUAAUAGCCAAAGCAGCUCUAUAUAUUCAAAAAGAAAAUUCCCAGUGAGCCUUUUUGAAGGAAAUCUGUCAAAAGUUAAAAUGCUUACAGCCCUAUAGAGAGAUUAGCUCUGAGUGACAGCCCUAUAGAGAGAUUAGCUCUGAGUGACAGCCUGUAAGAGAGGUUGGCUCUGAGUGACAGCCUGUAAGAGAGGUUGGCUCUGAGUGACAGCCUGUAAGAGAGGUAGGCUCUGAGUGACAGCCUGUAAGAGAGGUUGGCUCUGAGUGACAGCCCUAUAGAGAGAUUAUCCCUGAGUGACAGCCCUAUAGAGAGAUUAGCUCUGAGUGACAGCCCUAUAGAGAGGUUGGCUCUGAGUGACAGCCUGUAGGAGAGGUUGGCUCUGAGUGACAGCCUGUAAGAGAGGUUGACUCUGAGCGACAGCCCUACAGAGAGAUUAGCUCUGAGUGACAGCCCUAUAGAGAAGUUAUCUCUGAGUGACAGCCCUAUAGAGAGAUUAGAUCUGAGUAACAGCCCUAUAGAGAGGUUGGCUCUGAGUGACCUUCCUAUAGAGAGGUUGGCUCUGAGUGACAGCCCUAUAGAGAGGUUAGCUCUGAGUGACAGCUUUAGCAUAUAGUCGGGAGACUACUAAUGCCAUCAAUCAUUGCCCAGAGCAGAGGCUGUGGAAUUGAUGAGUGCAGAGAGCUCUGUGCACUUAAAGGGGUUAUCCAGGAAAAAAACUUUUUUU